GCUCUCCUCUCCUCUCCUCCUUCAACCUCCACGGUGCAGCUACGCCUCUCGCCUGUGUCGGCAGCAGUGUGUAGUAGUAAUUUGCCCGCCGCGCUCUCCGCUCGCAUUCUGUGUCACGGUGCCACCGGGAGAGGGGCGACAGACUGCUGCGCGUCAGGGGAUACCAGUCACCAUCCGCACGGUUCAAGCGACAUCCCGCCGCGGGCAAUGACAUUUGCAGACUGAAGAGGGAAUACACGAGAAAACGCAAAAAUGACGGUGGACUUUGAAGAAUGUAUAAAAGACUCACCCCGAUUCAGGGCUGGCAUUGAUGAUGUGGAGACAGAUGUGGUGGAGAUAGAGGCCAAGCUCGACAAGCUGGUGAAACUUUGCAGUGGGAUGAUCGAGGCUGGCAGGGCCUAUGUCAGCGCCAACAAGCUCUUUGUCAACGGCAUCAAGGACCUGUCCCAGCAGUGCAAGAAAGAGGAAAUGAUUUCGGAAUGCCUUGAAAAGUGUGGAGAAAGCCUCCAGGAGAUCGUCAACUACCACAUGAUUUUAUUUGACCAGGCUCAGAGGUCGAUCAAGCAGCAGCUUCACACAUUCAUAAAAGAGGAUGUGCGCAAGUUUAAGGACACCAAGAAGCAGUUUGACAGGGUGCGCGAGGACAUGGAGCUGGCCCAGGUGAAGAAUGCCCAGGCACCCAGGAACAAGGUGCAUGAGGCCGAAGAGGCCACCCAGGCACUCGUCCUCAGCCGCAAAGCCUUCAGGCACUUGGCCCUAGACUAUGUACUACAGAUUAAUGUGCUUCAGGCUAAGAAGAAGUUUGAAAUCCUGGAUGCAAUGCUGUCCUUCAUGCGUGCUCAGUACACUCUGUUCCAACAAGGCUUCCACAUCCUGGACGAGAUUGAUCCCUAUAUGAAAAAACUGGCUGCACAGCUGGAUCAGCUGGUCAUUGACUCGGCCAUGGAGAAGAGGGAGCUGGAGCACAAACACGCCCUCAUCCAGCAGAGAACUCUGAUGCAGGACUUUUCUUACGAUGACCCCAAGUUGGAAUUCAAUGUGGAUGCACCCAAUGGUGUGGUCAUGGAGGGCUACCUCUUCAAGAGAGCCAGCAACGCUUUCAAGACCUGGAACAGGCGGUGGUUUUCUAUACAAAACAGCCAACUGGUCUACCAAAAGAAACUCAAGGACUCUUUGACGGUGGUGGUGGAGGACCUGAGGCUGUGCUCAGUCAAACCAUGUGAAGAUAAUGAGAGAAGGUUCUGCUUUGAGGUGGUUUCACCCACUAAGAGCUGUAUGCUGCAGGCUGAGUCUGAGAAGCUGCGGCAGGCUUGGAUCCAGGCAGUCCAGGCAAGCAUCGCCUCUGCUUACAAAGACAUCGCCGACAAUUACUACAUUGAGCGUUUGGACCGGACAGCCUCGCCCUCCACCAGCAGCAUCGACUCUGCCAGCGAGCCCAGAGAGAGGGCUGAUAGGGGGGUUCGGGGAGGUGGGGAAAGCCUCCUCCAGAGGGUGCAGAGCCUGCCAGGGAACGAGCUGUGCUGUGACUGCGGCCAAACGGCGCCCUGCUGGGCAUCCAUCAACCUGGGAGUGCUGCUCUGCAUCGAGUGCUCAGGAAUCCACAGGAGUUUAGGUGUCCAUUGCUCUAAAGUGCGUUCACUGACGUUAGACUCGUGGGAGCCAGAAUUACUCAAGCUGAUGUGUGAACUGGGGAACACUGUGAUCAACCAAAUUUAUGAGGGAUCCUGCGAGGAGCUGGGAGCGAAAAAACCAGGACCGUCUAGUUCAAGACAGGAGAAAGAGGCCUGGAUCAAGUCUAAAUACGUGGAGAAACGCUUCCUGAAGAAGAUGAGUGGAAGCGAGGCACUGGUGGAGGGUGAAAGGAAGUCCCGGCCCUGGACAGUGAAGAAGUGCCAUCGACACAACAGCUCUGUUCGGGCCCCCAACAAGGCUCGCAGGAAAUACCAUCGCUACGAGCCAGGCAACGCUUCACCUGCAAACCUCUCAGCGGCAGCUGCAGCAAAGUUUCGCCGGGACUCCCUGUUCUGUCCAGAUGAGCUGGAUUCGCUAUUUUCCUACUUUGACACUGGCUCUGGUCCUCGCAGUCUUAGCAGCGACAGCGGCCUGGGAGGAAGUACUGAUGGCAGCACAGACAUCCUGGUUUUUGGCUCAGUGGUGGACAGCGUCACAGAAGAAGAGGAGGAGUCAGAGGAGUCCUCCAGUGGUGAGGUAGAGAUCGAACAGGAAGUGUCUUCGGACCCUGAAGACCCGAGAGAGCUGCACCCCGGGGCGCUCCUCCACCGUUCCUCCCGUCUACACAACCUGCCUCUCAUGGCCGAGGCAUUGGCGCACGGGGCUGACGUACACACUGCUAGUGAGGAGGAGGAGGGGAAAACGCCACUCAUUCAGGCCGUGAUCGGGGGCUCUCUGAUAGCUUGUGAGUUCCUGCUACAGAACGGAGCCGAUGUGAACCAGAGGGACAUGAGAGGCAGAGGCCCACUGCACCAUGCCACCUACCUGGGACACACAGGUCAGGUGUGUCUGUUCCUGAAGAGAGGAGCGUCGCAGACGGAGGUGGAUGAGCAGGGUCAUGACCCACUAAGUAUCGCUGUCCAGGCUGCCAAUGCAGACAUUGUCACCCUGUUGCGUCUAGCGCGGAUGAACGAGGAAAUGCGAGAAGCGGAGGCUCCCUUGGGUCAACCAGGUCAAUACCACAGCAGCAGCCCCACUGAGCAGCAGUAUAGGAAGUGCAUCCAGGAAUUCAUCUGCCUCACAAUAGAGGAAUGCUAGGGGUCACUUCUGUGUCCAGGAGCAUAGCUCGUGCUCUCUCCCUCUCUCCAUACAUAUAUAUAAAUAUAUAUAUUCCUCCUAAAGUCGCCCCUAGACACUGAUCUCAAGUCUGUUACUUACGUAGAUCUAGGCUUACGGGCAACUUCUUGAGGUUGUCUGAGGAGAGAAGAGCGUACCACUUACUCAUUAUGAGGGGCGUUGUCUGGGGAGACCCCUGAUGGACCUUUUUAACUAUACUGACACUACACUCCAUUUUUCUGCAUCACCACUGCUUGCCAUUACUCGGCACCACCCAUGCUAUGCUAGCUACAUGACACACACACAGUAAAAUGACAUCUGCUUUUUGGUGUUUUGCUAACGGGGUUGUCCUUUAACUUAUCAUAACAUGGUGUAACCUCUUGUGUAAGGGUGCGGGUUUACUGUUGACUAGCAGCUCUUACUUCUAAAGAAUCUCGCUGCAUUAACCCCCUACACUUUAUAUAUAUCCAGACUCACCUGUGUGACAUCCAACUUACCCAUCUCUUCUUAAUCGGAAAUGUAAAUAUACAUAUUUAGAAGUUAUAUGGGUAAUCUUUAAACUAUGUGCUGUGGCAUGAGGUGAAAAAAUGGUACUGUUCCAUUGCUAAAAGAAAAAGAGUAACUGACAAGCUAGAGUAGAGGUGGGCAGUGCUGUUUACUGUGUAUAAAGAGGGAUCAGGAAGGGAAAUUUAAUGUAAAACUGUGACAAAAAUACUGAAGGGCUUGUGGAGAAGAGACCCUUGCCUGCUUUGUAAGAUACUUUGUGAUGUGAGUGAGUGAGUGAGUGAGUGGACAGGAGAGUAAAUGAGGGCAUGUGUCAAAGAAUACUGAGAGACAGAGUUAAAUCGUAUUAUAUUAUGAUACAUUAUGUAAAAGAAAAAAAAGAAACUGCACUUUUCCCAUCUACAGUAUUAUAAUUUUGUUUUAUUUUCAUUCAGUUCGUUUUUACAUUGUUCUUGUCUAGUCAUUGUCAAGUGUCAAGUUAUUGUCUACCUAUUGUCUUAUUUUAUUUAUGUUUAUCUCCCCAGAGGACCAGUGCAAUGCAUUCUUUGAUGCAGUCUACUUCCACAUUUCUGUUAACGAUUGUGUCAUUUUGUUCUGAAAGCAUUACAUGGAAUUUAUGACAGUAUUUAGAUUACGCAAUGUAAUAGCACUCAUAAAAGACUUGCUUUCAUUUUCCCUGUGGAGUGGCCUUACAUUGAAGUAUGAUUAUUGGUAUUUAAACACACCACUAAAAGAGAUUCUCUGGUAACAGACUCUAGUUACAAUGUACUGUUUUAUUCAUCUGACAUCCAUUGCGUAACUAGUGAGGAUUAAAAUUUGCCUAGUUGUCAAACUGAAGGGCAGACAAACCAGAGCAGCAAGUUCGCAGUGUAGGGAGGGAAUGUAUAAAACUGGAUUCAUAUCUCUCCCUUAAACAGUUCUUCUGUUCACUAUACAAAGUGAUUCACAACACCUCCAUUUUGUUGUAAAUAUUCAUCCAUGUUACAAUAUCUUGUGGUGAGAUGAAGGAGCACAUGUCUUUAGAACAGUUUACACACUUGAGGGGUCAAAGGACUUAUAUAUCUGGCUUCCCUCACUGGUCAAUGCUUACAGUAUUCUCUGCAUGCUUUGCCAGAAUUGUUUUUGGGAGGUUCAACAUCGUUUGCAUUCUGAGCAUGAUAAAAUAUCUUUCUAUGGUUUGUUCACAUCGUGCAGUGCAGUCCUGUGGAAUAAGCAUGUACCACCAUGACCCCUCUGGUGUUUCUUACUUUUUGCACCUCUGUGCCAUUCUUCCAUCCACAGAUUAAAUCUGUGGUGACUUCCUCAUUCUUGUCUUUUUUUUGUUUCCACAAAAGCUUGCGACCAGUAAUUUUUAAUGUUGUAGUUUAUUUUUCUCUGCCAAAGACUUUUUAAAGGGAAAGUUUCUGACAUUGCUGUGUAAUAUCACCAUUUUUUUGGUUUGUUUUUUAAAAAACUGAAACUGUUAAGAGUAGAUACAACAUAGUCUUACCAUGCUUUGUGAAGUGACAGAGUGGUAGAAACACUGUUGGUGUACUCAUUUGUUCAAAAGAGGUUACAGAAAUGUGACAGACCUGAGAGAUUUUGAUAUGGCAGGUGAUAAUCUGCAAUAGUUCAAUGUACUGCAAGUAGAACCAGUCUAGGGGGUGAUGUGAUGCUACUGUGACCAAACUGUUAAGGGCCCUCGCCCUAGCGGACGUAUUAAAUGUUGUGUCCAUUGUGUGUAUUGACAUAGGAGUGGUUAAAGGUGCUGUUUAAAGCAAACAUGAUGUAAAUAGUACACUUGUGUAUUUUAACUCAACGCCAACUGUCUGCCUCUCAGCAUUCAAUCACAGAUCCUGACUGUCUGAUCUGUUUUAUGUUUGUCUUUUUAUUCUCUUCCAAAAAGAAAAAAAAACAACAACCUGUCAGUCAAAACUGUAACACAGUUCUGCACUACUUGGAGGCGUUCUUCUGUUCACUGACAUUUGGAUAUCUUUGGAAUACUUUCUUCUUUGUCUUUAGAAGCACUGAGGGGGAAAAAAGAAAACAAACUGCAUACAAUAAAACUGAUAAACUCUUGAUGAACUAACCCUGCUUCCUGCUUGUUGCUCUGAUUUCUGUUUCCUGUCUCAUCUCUUAUGCAUAACAUUCUUUCAACAUUGCAGCAAUUUAUUUGAAAAUAUCGAAAAUAGUUGCUCAAAAUGAUCAAUGGAUAAAUAUUAUACAUAUAUAUGUAUGAACAUUGUCAGAUGUUGGGAGAAUGCUAUUUUAUUACAAUCUGAUCUGGUGUCUUUUGGUCUAUAACAAACUUUUGGGUAGCACUUGGCUUAUUCAAAGCAAUAAAAUGGUUUCCUUCAUGAUAAACAUAAACUCAGACAUCUCCAGACUAGGGUGACCAGAUUCCAACAAACUUAAUGUGGGACAAAGAGUAUGUUUUUGUGGGACAAUGUGGAACACGUUACCAGUGUGGAGAGGUAUUCUGCCCUUUAGCUCGUAAAAUCUCUAUGCUUUGCCCUUUAGAUGAUUUAGUAGCAUACAGGUUUGGCUUUUAGCAUUUGAAGGAUUGAACAAAUUUAUUUGAAUGCAACUUUCCCACCUCAUACGUAGUAAGUAAAUACAGUAAGCAUAAAAAGAAGCUUUUCGAGUUUCACAGUUUUUAUUAUGGCCUUAUGCCAUAGUCUGCAAUAGUCAUCUUCCACCGACUUCACCCAGUUAUAAGUAGUUUCCUAGUGUUUUUUGUAGCUGCAUUUCCUUUUCUUUGUAGUAGUUUCUAUCAUAUUCUGCUUAAAUCUGCAUAGCUGUCUGACUUUGUGGUGACUUGCAAUUUUACCCAUUGGGCAUAGCAAAGAUGGGUUAACCAGCACUUGACCCAUGUGAGCGUGGUUGCAUUGACAUCAAACACAGCCCCAUGGUGACAACCAUCCCUGCUUUUUUCACAGCUAGUGGAUAAAAAACUGAUUUUGGAAAACAUCUGUCAUGCAGUGAUUUGACUUUUGAAAACAAUGGAUAAAAAUGCUGUGCAGUCCCACAUAAAGUGGGACACCUGGUCACCCUACUCAAGACUGACAAUAAAUUAAAGAUCACUUUAGUGUUUAGUGUCUUGUGUGUUUCAAACAGUGCCUCAGUUUGUAGCCUGCAGCAUCAACACUGUGCCUUGAAUAAUUCAGUGUAUCCAGCGUGUAAAAGAUUUAUGUGAUCUCACCAGCAUUGUUGCACCAUCAUUGAAAAAUGUUCUCACACGUCAGAAAUGUCUAAUUCCACGCUUUACAUUUGAGGCAAACAGCACAUUUCCACUUGAGGAAUAAACACUGACUGACCUAUCAUUGCUUCUGUUACCACAGGGGUUGCCACGGGCAGCAGGAGAGUUAAACCCACUGAUGUUCGGGAUAGAGUGAGUGAAGCAUCCUGGGCCGUCUUACUUGGGAAUCAGUGUGAUACUGUGAUUCUCUCUUCUCUGGUGGUUGUGAUCUUUAAGGUGUCUUGCU
Messenger RNA from Morone saxatilis (striped sea-bass), 6755 nucleotides. Its product is annotated as arf-GAP with coiled-coil, ANK repeat and PH domain-containing protein 3-like. The record is from RefSeq and is a predicted model, not a curated record. Gene Ontology annotation, molecular function: protein binding; GTPase activator activity. Lineage: Eukaryota; Metazoa; Chordata; Actinopteri; Moronidae. The transcript is spliced from 24 exons. Gene Ontology annotation, cellular component: cytoplasm. The coding region runs from base 253 to 2769 and encodes 838 amino acids.